AUGGCUAAUGGAACUUUGUCGGGAUUGAAUAAGAAAGUCGCUAGCAUCCGGCAAAAUUUAAUAGAAGAUAAUUUGAAUAGAGAAAAUAAAAAUAUAUUAAUGAUUGACAUUUCCCAAGACGGCUUUGGAGAAAAAGUUAGCAGCAGUCAAAGAAUAUUAACUGAAAAGAACAUCAGAGAGGUUGCCGAAUUGUAUCACCAAUUUCGCGAUAAGAAAAAAUUGACUGAAAAUGGGUUAUUAGCAAAAAUCAUCUCCCGAGAGGAAAUUAAAGAAAGCAAUUAUAUUUUGGUUCCAGUUCGUUAUUUAUCUCAAAAUGAGAUUGAAUUAACUCCAAAAGAAAUAGAUGAAAAAUUAUUGAAAACUACUCUUAAAUUAAGAAAUUUAAUUAAUCAACAAGACAACUACCACCAAGAAUUAAAAAAAUUGCUGGAAGAAGUUGAAGGAGAAAUUAAGGAGAGGGCAGGUGAUAAUUUCUAUGGUUCCGUGGAGAGGGGCGGAGCAUUUAUAACCUGGAUGGCAGCGGCAUUUUAA
Molecule: messenger RNA, 531 nt
Organism: Racocetra persica
Lineage: Eukaryota; Fungi; Glomeromycota; Glomeromycetes; Diversisporales; Gigasporaceae
Source: the annotation of a GenBank genome assembly